AUGCGAGUGUUUAACUUCCUUGCGUUGCUACCGGUGGUCCUUGCGAAUCCUCUCCAGACGAAGCGCUCGACGGCUUGCAACAACUCCCCGGAUCUUUGCUCCAAGUCCUACGGAGAGAUCACACAUCUCGGUGCCCACAACAGUCCCUUUGUGCGCGAUGAAAGUACCGGCAACUCGCUGGCCGGAAACCAUUAUUACGACACCAUCACGCAACUAUCAGCCGGUGUCCGACUGGUAACAGCCCAAGUCCACAAAGAGAACUCACAAUGGCGUCUAUGCCACUCAACGUGCUCCCUACUCGAUGCGGGGUUGCUGAGCGCCUGGUUAAAAGAUAUCAAGUCCUGGUUGGAUGAUAAUCCAAAUGAGGUGGUCACCAUCCUCCUGGUCAACUCCGAUAGCGCAUCGGCCUCCGAUCUAAACACCGAGUUUAAAGCGGCCGACAUCGUCGAUUAUGCCUACGAGCCAACCACCAAAGGCUCCGCGCCGACCAGCUGGCCAACCCUACAAUCCAUGAUCGAUGACGGCAAGCGCCUAGUCGUCUUCGUCGCGGGUCUCGAAUCCAGCGAAAGCUACCCUUACCUACUGGACGAAUGGACCUACGUUUGGGAGAACCCAUACGACGUAAGCUCGCCGUCGAACUUCACGUGUGAGCCGGACCGACCGUCGAGCUACAAAGGCAACAGUGCAUCCGCACUGGGGGCCAAUCUCCUCCCGCUAAUGAACCAUUUCCUGUACUCGAACAUCUUCGACAUCCAGUAUCCGAACGCCAGCUAUGUCGGCACCACGAACGCUGCGUCCGGCGGCAUAGGCAAUCUGGGCACGGCUGCCACGAACUGCAAGAAGGCCUGGAAUGGUCGCCAGCCCACCUUCAUUAUGGUCGAUUUCUUUAACCGGGGGCCCGCGAUUGAAACUGUCGAUAACCUGAACAAUGUGGCCAAUGCCGUUGGCCGCAAGUCUGUCUCCACAUCAUCGGAUACAUCUAGCGAUGCUUCGUCCAACGGCAAUGCGUUCAAGGCGCUUGUUGAGCUGGCUGCAUUGGCCAAAUCGGGGACUUCGGUGUCUAUGGGUAAUUGGAUUUGGACUGGAGGCAACUGGGGCAACCUUCUCGGCGGGGGUGUUGCCUUCUAA
This is a messenger RNA of Penicillium paradoxum, 1128 nucleotides long. RefSeq lists its product as uncharacterized. The transcript is spliced from 3 exons. Gene Ontology annotation, molecular function: phosphoric diester hydrolase activity. Bases 1 to 1128 code for a protein of 375 amino acids. The record is from RefSeq and is a predicted model, not a curated record. NCBI's taxonomy places the organism in Eukaryota, Fungi, Ascomycota, Eurotiomycetes, Eurotiales, Aspergillaceae. Gene Ontology annotation, biological process: lipid metabolic process.